Molecule: messenger RNA, 2144 nt
Organism: Cynoglossus semilaevis (tongue sole)
Lineage: Eukaryota; Metazoa; Chordata; Actinopteri; Pleuronectiformes; Cynoglossidae
Gene: glp2r
Product: glucagon-like peptide 2 receptor
Exons: 13
Coding region: 49-1623 (524 amino acids)
Biological process (GO): adenylate cyclase-modulating G protein-coupled receptor signaling pathway; cell surface receptor signaling pathway
Cellular component (GO): plasma membrane
Molecular function (GO): glucagon receptor activity; peptide hormone binding
Source: RefSeq, a predicted model, not a curated record
GGAAACCAUUUGGACUGAAAUGUUUUCAAUGUAAACAGCAGAGAAACCAUGACAACGCUGUUGCCAAGCUGGUACCACAAGACCUGGACCGCUUUCAUCCUGAUCCUGGUUUUUAUCAGCCCACAGGUGACAGCUUCAGUACUGGAAAGUGUCAUUGCCAAUCGGAACGAGUAUUGGGUCCAGUGUAACAGAAGUCUUCUGAACCCAGUCCUUCUACCAAACACUGGAAAUUUCUGCCGAGGAACUUUUGACUCGUUCGUGUGUUGGCCUCAUUCGUCUCCUGGGAACGUGUCCGUUCCAUGUCCUCCAUAUCUGCCGUGGAUCAAAGAGGGGGGCUCCAGAAGAACGUACAGACAGUGUUUAGAAAAUGGAAGGUGGCGCCCAAAGGAGAACUUGUCUGAGCCCUGGAGAGAUGACUCCGAGUGUCAGGAAGACCAGUUCUUCGAAGACAAGGAAAAAGAAAUGUUCCGUCAAACUGCUUUACGGCUCAUCUCCAUUGUUGGAUAUUCCCUGUCACUGACCUCCCUGACCCUGGCCACCCUUCUGAUGGCUGUUCUGAGAAAACUUCACUGUACCAGGAAUUACAUACACAUGAACCUGUUUGUGUCCUUCAUCCUGAGAGCGGUGGCCGUCAUCUCCAAAGAAAUAGUUCUCCAUGUCAUGUAUACACACCUUCCUACGGACGAUUCCGGAUGGAAUUCAUACUCAAGUUCUGCAACGGCAGUGAUGUGUAAACUCUCAAAAGUUUGUAUGGAAUACUUCGUGGCUUGUAAUUACUUCUGGCUGCUGGUCGAAGCCAUUUUCCUCCACGCUCUGCUCUUCACAACUGUUCCCACUAGGAGGCGACUGUUGAAGAAGUUCAUGCUGCUCGGUUGGGGAACUCCUGUCAUCUUUGUGACUCCGUGGAUGCUGGUGAAAAUACUUUAUGAAAACACAGAAUGUUGGUCCAUCGUGAACAGAUGGUUUUGGUGGAUCAUCAGAGGCCCCAUCACUUUAUCAGUGCUUGUCAUUUUCUUUAUUUUCAUAAAAAUCCUGAUGUUACUUCUGUCCAAGCUCAGAGCAGAUCAAGUCAAAUUCACUGACUACAGAUACAGUUUGGCUCGUUCGACCCUGCUCCUCAUUCCUCUGUUAGGAAUACAUGAAGUUGUCUUUACAGUGUUGAUAGACGAGUGUGUCGACGACAGUGGUCGCUAUGUCAGGAACUUCUUCAACCUUACACUCAGCUCCUUUCAGGGUUUUCUAGUUGCUAUUCUCUACUGUUUUGCUAAUGGUGAGGUCCAGGCUGAGCUGAAGAAGCGCUGGCAGCUCUUCCUCUUCACCAGUCACUUCCAGGUCACAGAAUGCGCUCCUCUGAAGCUCAUAAGGAAAUGCACUCGCCGAAGCCAGCAUCUUGGCGAUUGCUAUGACGACACCAGCCCCAACAACAACCAGCUGCGGCCUUGUCAGGCUGCUCCACAAAGAGGAGGUCAAACUCUGGGGGCUGGAGAGGUUAAAGUUCAGGGUGUGAUGGGCUGUGAUGUCACCAGACUGGACUUCAGGACCAGGAAAAGUCUGUCCAGCAGCGACGGAGAGAUGACCCUUGGAGAAACAGUGGAGGAGGUUCUGGAAGAGAGUGAGUUCUGAUCCUGAAACCAACCAGAAGACACAAAAUCAUCAUCAUGAAAAGACAAUGAUCCACAACAUUCUCCAGGUUUGAUUUGACAUCAACCAGAACAGCAACUCUUCACAAUAUUUAAUUCAACGUUGAAGGCAGACAUUUUAUGUCUCACAUCUAUGGGACAAUCAGCAGAUCGUCGAAAUUAAUUUCAUUUCCCAGUAAAAACAUUUCAUCCAGAUUUAAAAAUUAGAUCAUGAAACAGUUUUUAAAUGUGUACAUAGCACCACCUAAAGGCCAAGUAAGGGAUGGGAAGAACAAGACAUAACCAAAGAAGAAAAACAUGAAGAAUCCAAUGUAUUAUUCAUUAUACACAUGCAAAUAGACACAACAGCAUUAGUCCUCUGGAAAAAAUGGGCAUCAUAAUACUACAAUAUUAACUGCUGAAAUGCUUUCCUGUGUAAAGUUUACCAUAAAGUGAAAACUGUCUCCAUAUAUAUGUGCUUUUGUCAUUAGCAUGUAAAUAAAAACAACCGAAAAAAAAAAGUAA